Anthostomella pinea is the source of this 1881-nucleotide messenger RNA. NCBI's taxonomy places the organism in Eukaryota, Fungi, Ascomycota, Sordariomycetes, Xylariales, Xylariaceae. The record is from the annotation of a GenBank genome assembly.
AUGGAGAUACCUUCUUCAAGAUAUGCUCCGAGGGAGCCGGGAGGCCCUCCGCCCGCUAUAUACAUUGAUGGCUCGAAGCGCUUCAACCAGCCUGGAGGUUCCAACACGUCCCGCGUGCCGUCGUCAUCCAGUCUCUCUCCCGCCCUUGCUUCUAUUCCAAUGUCGAUACCCAACAACCGCCAUCUGGCCGAAGAUGAUGCGCCUCCCCCUCUACCACCGCCGAGAUACGUCCCUAUAAUGGGCUUUCCCGGUCCACCCCGACACGACCGGAUUCCUUCAAUUGACUCGAGUGGGAGCUGGGAUAGUCCAAAGCGUGACGCCGAGGUCGAUCGACCUCGAUUCGGUAACCAGGAGAAUGAGCAGAGGGCUGCACGGCCUAACCACAGAGACGAGGGCUAUCAUAGUUUGAACUCCACGAUAUCCUCACUUGGUUCGCAAGAUUCCCUGCCCAAGAAGCUAUUCAUGUCCCACGAUCAAUAUCAAUUCAACCGGCCGAGUGGUAGCGACUAUGACAACCACCUCCUCAAAAAGCUGGAUUCACGACGCACUUUCGAUAAUCGCCGAGCUGGGCAACGCCUGCAUCCCCAAGUGCCACAGCUGUCGCUAGCUAUCCGACCCAACGACAAGUCUUUGAUCGAUUCACCGGUACGGUUUACAGAAACUCCACUACAUGCCACCGCCUCGCCUCGAAGCAUGCCGUACUAUGGAGCUUCCAACGCAGAGUACCGAUCUCCCAUAGACCCUGCGGAUGUCGAUAGAUCGCCAUUUCCGCGGACAAGGAGGAACAACAGUGAUGACGCCACCAUGUCUACGCACAGCAGUGUAGAUGAUAAUGAUUUUCCAAUGGAAGAAACAUCGGGGAUCAGAAGGCUUCAUAUCGACGACUCUUUAAUGCGCCCCGAAUAUCAGACCGUGGGACAGAAGAGGCGGGCAUCAUCGCCGCCCGGCGAUGAUGUCCCGAUGCAAGGCGUACCAGGUUCCUGCGAGCUACUCCGUCGGCGUGAGGGUGUGUCACGAGCGUCUCCAACGCCUCGUCUCAGUGUCCUUCCACCAGAGUCGAUCUCGUCUGUAUCCUCUACAGGACGAACCGGUUCUUACGUAUCAGCACCCUCGUUGACCACUAGCAUUUCCAGCUUGAACUCGUUUGGUGGAAGAUCUCCUAGUGGCAUAUCUUCGGGUGGCUUUUCCCCAAUUGAAGUCAUGAACAAUUCACCCUACAAUACGCCUCUAUCUCUCGCUCCUUCGCCGAGCGCCCCUCUAGCUCGCAUGCCCCAUCAACGAAACCUCAGCAACGAGAACAGAUCACUCGCAACACCCCGCAAAGUAAGCGAAGUACCAAAAGCAAGCAUUUCGAAAAUUCAGGGUGGUUUCUUCAUGUGCGAGUGCUGUCCUAAGAAGCCGAAAAAAUUUGAGACAGCAGAAGAACUCAGCACGCAUGAAGCUGAGAAGCAGUAUGAAUGUUCGUUCUGUGGCAACAGGUUCAAGAACAAGAACGAGGCGGAGCGCCACCAGAACAGCUUGCAUGUCAGACGGCACAGCUGGUCCUGCUCUGCUCUUUUGAUGUCUAGCUACGACCGAGCGUUUCACGAGAGCACCAACAGACCCGGGGAAGCCGACUCGUGCGGUUAUUGCGGAGAGGAGUUUGCGCGAAAUGGUGGUGCGGGGCGUUCACGGCAUCCCACAGAGCUGGAUUGGGACGAGCGAUUGCGACAUCUUCAGGAUGUACACAAAUUCCGUGAAUGCAAUUCGAGCAAGAAGUUCUUUCGUGCCGACCAUUUCCGCCAACAUCUCAAGCACAGCCAUGCUGGAACGAGCGGGAAAUGGACCAACAUGCUGGAGAACGCAUGCAUGCUGGAGGAAGACCCCCCGCAACCACGCUGA